CGUUUUUCUAUCCUCACCUGCCCUCAACAGCCAGCACUACUACUACUCACGCAAUCCGGAGAGCCCCCCGUCGUCACCACCACCACCACCGGCGUUCGUUCCACCGCACGCUCACUCACACACCUCUCACCCUCCCCCGGGGCACACUUACACGGACGGGCUCGCCCGGCGCCAGGCCCCCCCUUCCCCCCUCCCCGCAAAGCAAGCAAGUAGCUAGCCAGCCAUGGACGCCCUUCUCCUCCACCUCGCGAGCAAUCCGGCGCUCGCCACUCCUCUCCUCCAGAUCGUCCAGCAGCACCAGGAGGCCCUCACCGCCGCCGCCUCCUCCCCCGAGUCGCAGCAGCAGCUCCAGUCCUCGGUCCAGCUCCUGCUCCAGCAGACGCAGCAGGCGGCGUCCCAGGGCCAGGGACAGGACUCGGCUGCUCAGGGCGCCUCGUCCAACAACCCGGCGUCUCAGGAAGCUGGCCAAGCAGACGGAAGUGCUCCAUCGGCGGCCCUGACCCAUCAGCAAAUUCCCCUGCCACCCGAGUCGGGCGAGUACUCCACCGUCAACGAUCUCAUGGCCGCCCUCAACGCCUUUUACGCGACGCGCGGCGCCGCCGUCGUCAAGAAGUCGGCCUCCAACUACCGCGUCGUCAACGGCGUCCGCAUCCCCACCUACUACUCGGUCAACUGUGACCGCGGCCCCCGCCGCGCCUCGGCCAGCAAGGGCCUCCGCCGCGCCUCCACCCUCAAGCUCGACUGCCCCUUCCGUAUCGUCGCCGCCGCCACAAAGGCCAGCAACUUCCGCUGGAGCUAUCGCGUCGUCGAGCCUAACCACAACCACGGCCCCAGCAGCGGACCCGAGGCCCACGCCGCUCACCGGAAGAGGACCCCCGCCCAGAGGGAGCUCAUGGCCAAGCUCGCCUCGUACGGUACCAUCAAGGCCAGGGACGCCGCCGAGAUCGUCAAGGCCGCCGGCGGACCCGCCUUCUUCAGGCAGAGGGACGUGUACAACGACCGCCAGAAGGCGAGAAAGGCAGCCGGCUUGCCGCCUCGCCAAAAGGGCGACAAGGCCAAGGCCGGCGCCAACGACAAUGACAACGACACCAGCCAGACCACGUGAAGCGGCGCCUUCUACAUCUGUCGGUGCCCCAUUCGUGUCGGCAAAGACAAACUCUCAAUAAAUUUUGUCAGAGUACACGCUUCCAGGUGCGCGUGGCGGUCACGACACUCACCCUAAGCCUCAUGCUGGCUUGAGACGGCCAGAAAACGAACAAAGAGGCAUGCAUGGAAUAUAAUGGCGGUAUUUAUCUUCUAUGAAGCGCGUUGCGCGCAUGGACACGGUCACGUCGACUCUAGCCGGCCUCGUUUAACGCUCCCACCUAGCACCCAGGAACCACCUUGCAGUCUACCACCGCCGUCUGCCCCGCCUGCACCUUGGCAAUCGCCUCCUUGAGCACGGUGUCGAGUUCCGACACGGUGCCCACCCGGGCCGCGAAGAUGUCACCGUCCGCGGCGGCCUUGGCGAUGCCCGAGUAGUCCGGGGUGGGGUCGAAGGAGAUGUUGGCCUCCUCGUUGGUGGCCUUGGAGCCGAGUCCGUCGGGGUGGACGAGCAGCAAGGAGCGGCGAGGGGCGUGCCAGCCUGAAGACGUCAGCUUUACAAGUCGGCUCGUGCGGCAGGAGUUGAUGGAGACUUACCCUUGUUGUUGAGGACAAUGGUCAGGACGGGGAUGUUAUAGCGCUUUGAGAUCCAAUAGACGCUGCCGGGGACGGUGAACAAGUACGUGCCGUCGCCUACGAUUUGCACCACAAAUUUGCCCUUGCCCUUGUUCUCCAUGUCCGUUGCCAGCUUGAUCCCCAGGGCACCGCCGCCGGACCAGCCGAGGCCGCCACCGCCGCAGUUGAUCCACGAGCCGGGUUUCGUGGGCUGAAGGUUGUCGUGCGCAAAGACCGUGUUGGUCACGGCCUCGAUGGCCCAUAGCGUGUCAUCAGGGCAGAGGUCCUUGAGCUUCCGCGAUAGGUAGCCGGUGCCAAAGGAACCAUCCUCGAGCGGCUUAGCCCGUUCCUCAAUGUCGGCAAGGU
This is a messenger RNA of Purpureocillium takamizusanense, 2064 nucleotides long. RefSeq lists its product as uncharacterized. Lineage: Eukaryota; Fungi; Ascomycota; Sordariomycetes; Hypocreales; Ophiocordycipitaceae. The record is from RefSeq and is a predicted model, not a curated record. The coding region runs from base 224 to 1105 and encodes 293 amino acids. The transcript has a single exon.